Lethenteron reissneri (Far Eastern brook lamprey) is the source of this 2160-nucleotide messenger RNA. RefSeq names its product alpha-tocopherol transfer protein-like. NCBI's taxonomy places the organism in Eukaryota, Metazoa, Chordata, Hyperoartia, Petromyzontiformes, Petromyzontidae. The record is from RefSeq and is a predicted model, not a curated record. Gene Ontology annotation, molecular function: phosphatidylinositol bisphosphate binding. Gene Ontology annotation, cellular component: membrane.
CCAUUUUGAGUGGCCCAAGAUUUGCUCUGCGUCUCUCUCUCCUGCAAAGAGCGAGUGUCCUAUUCCCCUUCCCGACUGUUCACUCCACACCUCACACUCGCACACACACACGGCGAGGCCGCGCGAGAGACAUGUCUGCGGGCUACGUGUGCUCGCUGUCGCCCGAGAUGGUGGAGAGGGCUCGCGUGGAGCUAGGAGAGAAUCCCGAGACGAGAGCGCAGGAGGUGCAGAAGCUGCGGGAGGCGCUCGGCCGCCUCCCCGACAUCCCGGCCCGGACGGACGACGGCUUCCUGCUGCGGUUCCUGCGAGCCAGGAAGUUUGACCACGAGAAGACCUUGAAGUUGAUAAAGAACUACUACAAGUGCCACCAGACCUGGCCAGACGUCUUCCAGGAUUUCCGUCCGUCCGCCGUGAAAAAAGUUCUGGACAGCGGCUUCAUCCGCGUGGUGCCACAGCGCGAUUCCCAGGGCAGACGCGUCAUCAUCCAGAGUCCCGGAAAGUGGAACCCUUCGACGACUCCCAUCAUUGAUAAUCUCAGAGCGAUGUACAUGACGCUGGAGCUGCUGCUGCAGUCGGAGGAGACGCAGGUGAACGGGAUCGUCCUCCUAGGAGACUACAAGGGCUUGGGCCUUGCCCAGGUGACCAACUUCAGCCCAUAUUUUGUGAAGCGUAUGACCACAGUGAUGCAGGAUGCCUUCCCGAUGCGGAUUAAAGGACAGAACAGCAUUAAUGAACCGGUCAUAUUCAAGGCAGUAUUUGCGAUGAUUAAACCAUUUCUCAAGGAAAAAAUGAGAAAACGGAUGAACUUCCACGGCUACGACUUCCUGUCGCUGCACAAGAAGAUUUCUCCGGAUCUGCUGCCAGCGGAGUACGGGGGCACUGCGCCCGCGAUCUCCACCGACACGUGGACCCAGACGCUGCUCGCCGCCGAGCCCUACUUCCUCGAGACGUUUGGAAAUAUCUCGUUCACCAAGGCCGAGUCACCCGACGAGGUCCUCACGGCCGAGGAGAAGAAGCUGCAGGAGGAUCUGAACCGCGCCCUCGAGGAGGCGGGGCCCGAGGAGGAGUGGACCAAGUUCUAGGCUUAGAUUCAGCAAAGGAAGGCCACUCCAGGUCUGAGGCGUUUACACUCAAAAGUGCUCUUCUCGAAUCGACCACUUGAAUCCUUGCUACUGCAUACAUUUCACGGUUGUUCUUAACAACUCUGAAGUGUCUUUGGGUUGUACCGCACGUUGUUUGGCACGAUGUCCGAUGUUUAGCACCACGUGCUGGGAGCUUGGCCAUACUUCACUACUAUUCAGUUCCUGAAGAAGCUCCCUGCACUUGCAGCGAAACGUUGGACAAAGCACACAAGAUGCAGUACAACCCGAAAACGCAUCGGAGAGUUGUUCAACACAACCACAUGCAAAUACGCAGUAGCAAGGGUAACAGUGGUUGAAUGAAGACGAGAGGGCUUGCCAGUGUACACAACUGGGAGCACGUGGGUAAUUACAGUGCGUCCUCGAAAUACUGGGUUAAUUCAGACGAGGGGUGCCUCGAUAUACAAGUUUUAUUGCAAUAAAAUAAAAAACCCGUGAAUUCCAUUAAUAAGAAAGUCCGAUUUAUAACACGCACAUAAUUUGUGCAGCAAGUCGAUAACACACGUCCGAGCUCCGGGGAAAAGCUUAAGCGUCACUUGAGAGCUCUUCUGUACACGUGUCUUUAGCUGCCUCUCGAUGACUGUGUUAGGCCGCCCGUUGCAUCUCACCGCAGGAAGGAAGCUCAUUCCGCACGUGGGGAGGGACACGGUGAAGCGAUGUUCCACAAGCUCGGUAUUUUGCGCCGGCGACGGCAUCGGCUUCUGUGAGCGAGUGAGGUGCUCUGCUUUGGAUGUUUCAUUGCCAUCCAAAUGAUCCAUAUUUUGUUUAAUUGUCUUCCCACUCGAGGCCUUACCAACAGGGGGCUCUGAGGAGUGGAGGCAUUAUUCUGCUGUGUUCCAUCUUACAGCAUCAGAUCACAUCCCGCUUGUACGGUAUACACCUCAACAGAGUUACAUUUCAGGGCUGACACGAGUAUCCACACGGUUAUAUAGAGGCGGAUUUCACGUCGAUUGACACUAAUUGUCCCCCUCCUACAAAUUCAUCAAGAUGUCAUGAAAUAAAACAUUUUUUUUGUGUACAA